AUGCCGGGGAUCGGGGCCGUGGGAGCUCGGUGCAGGCACCGCCCGAGGAGGCGCCUCCCCAAGGCCGAGGCGGGCGCCCUGCACGCCGGCGAGGAGAGCGCCAUGGAGGCGGCCAUCUGGAUCUACCAGUUCCGCCUGAUCGUGCUGGGCGACUCCACGGUGGGCAAGUCCUGCCUGCUGCACCGCUUCACCGAGGGCCGCUUCCCGGGGCCCAGGAAUUCCGACCCCACCGUCGGGGUGGAUUUCUUCUCCCGCCUGGUGGAGAUCGAGCCCGGCAAGAGGAUCAAGCUGCAGCUCUGGGACACGGCCGGGCAGGAGAGGUUCAGAUCAAUCACACGCUCCUAUUACCGAAAUUCGGUAGGAGGUUUACUAGUGUUUGACAUCACCAAUCGGUCUUCUUUCGACCACAUGUCCGACUGGUUGGAUGAAGCUAAAAUGCAUGCAGACCCUUUCCAGCUGGUCUUUGUCUUGGUUGGACAUAAAUGUGACUUGGAGACCCAACGACAGGUUCCCAGAGAGGAAGCCGAAGAAUUGGCUUCCGCCUGCGGCAUGAAGUACAUAGAAACCUCAGCCAAAGAUGCCACAAAUGUGGAAGAGUCUUUUACAGUUCUGACGACAGAUAUAUACGAACUUGUGAAGAAAGGCGAGAUCACGAUGCAAGAUGGAUGGGAAGGGGUGAAAAGCGGUUUCAUUCCAAAUGUCGUACAUUCCUCGGAGGAGGCUGCCUCACUCGGAGACCAGUGCACCUGCUAA
This is a messenger RNA of Eublepharis macularius, 753 nucleotides long. It is a transcript of the gene RAB39A, whose product is annotated as RAB39A, member RAS oncogene family. Gene Ontology annotation, biological process: Rab protein signal transduction. The record is from RefSeq and is a predicted model, not a curated record. Gene Ontology annotation, molecular function: GTP binding; GTPase activity. Gene Ontology annotation, cellular component: Golgi membrane. The transcript is spliced from 2 exons. Lineage: Eukaryota; Metazoa; Chordata; Lepidosauria; Squamata; Eublepharidae. The coding region runs from base 1 to 753 and encodes 250 amino acids.